Messenger RNA from Lasiodiplodia theobromae, 234 nucleotides. RefSeq names its product Dimeric alpha-beta barrel. NCBI's taxonomy places the organism in Eukaryota, Fungi, Ascomycota, Dothideomycetes, Botryosphaeriales, Botryosphaeriaceae. Gene Ontology annotation, molecular function: oxidoreductase activity. The coding region runs from base 1 to 234 and encodes 77 amino acids. The transcript has 2 exons. The record is from RefSeq and is a predicted model, not a curated record.
AUGGGCCAGCUUUUCGAUUCGCAGAUGGCCAACGUUGCCGAUUUUGACUGCUUCAGUCAGGUGCUGUUCAGGAACCUGGAGGACUACAAGAGGAUGAAAGAAGACCCUUGGUACAAGGAACAUUUGGUGGGCGACCAUGAGAAGUUCGCAGACACGAAGAGAAGCAUGAUGACCAUUGGAUGGAUCGAGCAGUUUAUAGACAACGGAACAGUAGUCAAUGGAAUUCAAGGAUGA